Messenger RNA from Phlebotomus argentipes, 1942 nucleotides. Its product is annotated as cytosolic carboxypeptidase 6. Gene Ontology annotation, molecular function: metallocarboxypeptidase activity; zinc ion binding. The coding region runs from base 89 to 1942 and encodes 617 amino acids. Lineage: Eukaryota; Metazoa; Arthropoda; Insecta; Diptera; Psychodidae. The transcript is spliced from 5 exons. Gene Ontology annotation, biological process: proteolysis. The record is from RefSeq and is a predicted model, not a curated record.
GAAAAUUCGACAGGAAGUGAAGUAACGCAGAGUAAAAGGAGGCGCAAAGUAUCCGCGAGAGGCUAAUUGAGACGGACACUCGUGGAAAAUGGAUGACAGCGAAGACAGCGAUGGAGAAGGAGGUUUGGGAAACGUGAGCAGAGUCGUGAUAAGACCUCCGGGGCACAGUGGAAAGGCGAAGAGAGGUCACUUGUGCUUCGAUGCCGCCUUCGAGACUGGCAAUCUGGGUCGAGCUGAUCUUGUGGGUGAAUUCGAGUAUGAUCUCUUCCUACGCCCCGAUACUUGUAAUCCACGCUAUAGGUUCUGGUUCAACUUCACCGUGGACAAUGUGAAGCAAGAUCAGCGAGUCAUUUUCAAUGUGGUCAACAUUAACAAGAAGCGCAAUCUCUUCAAAGACGGCAUGACACCUCUGGUGAAGUCUUCAGGUCGACCCAAAUGGCAGAGACUUUCCAAAUCCUUGGUGUUCUUCUACAAAUCACCUAUGCAUCAAAAUAACUACGUUCUCAGCUUCAGCUUUGCCUUUGAUCGCGAGGAUGAAGUCUAUCAAUUCGCCCUGGCGCCACCUUACAGCUAUUCUCGUUUGCAAUCCUAUCUCUCGGUCUUGGAGACAAAGUUUCCUGAGCACAGAUUCCAGAGAACAACACUUUGCCAUAGCUUGCAAAAUAGGAAGCUAGAGCUACUGACGAUUGAUCAUGUGGAGAAGCCAGACAAAGUAGAUAGCAAGAACAAGCUCAGAGUUAUAUUCAUUUUGGCCAGAACACAUUCCGGUGAGUCUCCCACGUCGUUUGUCAUCCAAGGCCUCAUAGAGUUCCUAAUUGGCAAUCAUCCGAUUGCCCAAAUAUUACGAUCCAACUUUAUCUUCAAAAUCAUACCGAUGGUUAACCCUGAUGGAGUGUUCCUGGGGAACAACAGGUGUAAUCUUAUAGGUCAGGAUAUGAACAGAACCUGGCACGUUGCUACUGAGUAUUCACAUCCAACCUUGUGGGCUACGAAAAAGUUGUUCAAAGAGUUUGAUCAAUCUGAUUGUUAUCAAAUUGAUUUUGUCAUUGAUCUUCAUGCUCACGCUAAUUUACUAGGAUCCUUCAUGUACGGAAACACUUAUGAGGAUGUGUAUAGAUACGAAAGGCAUCUAGUUUUUCCCAAGAUUCUCUCAACCAAUGCUGGAGACUGGAUAUCGGAGAACAUGAUGUUCAAUGCUGACGACAAGAAGACUGGAAGCGUGCGUCGGUUUUGCUGUGAGAAACUGAGCGACAAUGUAAACGCCUAUUCUUUAGAAGUGUCAAUGUGUGGUUUCUUCCUUAAGGGCACUCAGACCAUGACUCAAUACACGGACGACGGAUAUAUGAGACUGGGCAGAAACCUAGCCCGAACGUUCUUAGAAUACUAUCGCUUCAUAAACGUUCUGCCUGUACCUUUAACGUCGGAAGUCAGGUCGAAGCGGGGUCGGCCAAAGACUCACUGCGCUCGAGCCAGAUCCAGAAUUCGGCGAGAGGUGCAAACCCGUCCCAAAACUACAAGGACCUACGCGCCUAUAAGCUACAAAGAUCUCUCGGUUUGCUAUGACAGCGAUACUUCCUAUGAGGGCUCUCCAAUACGUAACAACUAUCACGGUUAUGGUUUUGGCACACGAUCUACGGGAAACAUUUACUUGAAUCAAGAUCAAUUCUCUCUCUUGCACAUUCAAUCUUCCAAGUUCAAUACGCUGGACUUCUCUAACGAAUUGCGCCCGAGAGCUUCCACCAAAUCUCCGCCAAGGAUACGCACAGCCUUCAACAAAAACGAUGACAAUGUAACUCUACCUCCUAAGCCUUAUCUUACUAUCAUUGACUUCAAUCAACUGACAAGGGGUGGACUGGAACAAGCGGCUAAGACCAAGACUUCCUCCAUUGAUUUGCCCAAGGUUCGAUCAUCCAGCAAGAACAGACUUCCUUCAAAGCUAUAA